This is a messenger RNA of Mesocestoides corti, 447 nucleotides long. The record is from the annotation of a GenBank genome assembly. Lineage: Eukaryota; Metazoa; Platyhelminthes; Cestoda; Cyclophyllidea; Mesocestoididae.
GAUUUGAAAAGGUUGCAAGAAGAAUGGCGCCUGUAUGCCUCCGAUGUUGAAGCCUUCCGAACGUGGCUCCUGGAUAGACUGUCGCUCAGUGCACUCGGUGGGCGGGGGAAUGCUCUGGCGAGCGUCAGACAAGCAGGUGAACGUCUGCAAAGGCUGCGAUAUACUUACCGCAAGCUCACCCAGAAUGCCCCUUCUGUUGAUCCAAUAUUGGAGAAACUUGACGAACAAUACCAGGACCUACUGUACCGCUUAAGCCGCCACGAGGGGCAUCCAUCUGCUGGAUCCCAGUGGUUGCGCGCUUGGCACCCCAACAUGCACCCCAUCAUGCUUCGGACGCCAAGACCGAGUGGACCAGUGUGCCCCGACGUGACAUUCAUCGCUCGACUGCUCUCGUGCGUCGGGCAAACGCCUUGUGCCCUUCAUGAUACACUUCACGAUGCUCCAUAG